Theileria parva strain Muguga is the source of this 545-nucleotide messenger RNA. RefSeq names its product B-block binding subunit of TFIIIC family protein. The record is from RefSeq and is a predicted model, not a curated record. Lineage: Eukaryota; Apicomplexa; Aconoidasida; Piroplasmida; Theileriidae. The transcript has 2 exons. The coding region runs from base 78 to 545 and encodes 155 amino acids.
AAUAUAUAAUAUUUUAAAUAUGAGUAAAAUUUUAAAUUUGAGACUUUAAGUUAGAUCGGAACAAUGAACUUCCAUCCAUGGAAUCUCCAGUAACAGAUAUGGAUAUAAAUACUCUAGAAUACCUAUCUCUAGAGUAUCUUUCAAGCCAAACCGAUCCAAUAGAUUACAAUACACUGUAUUUUAAAAUAUUGGAAGAAAAUGGACUAUCUACCAAUGAAACAAACGUAGAAUUGUGGAUUCGUCUGUAUUCUAACAAGAAUGUGCUGAUUUUAAUCAAUGACGAAUUUUAUUUGUAUUUAAGAAAUAAUUUUAAGAAGAAAACUAGAAGAAAAAAUGUUCAUUUAUUCGACAUUGAUAUUAGCCAAUUUGAACCAAACGAACUUGUGGAACAUAUCCCAGAAUCAAGACUUCUUUGUUCAAAUUCAUAUAGAAUAAGGAGUUUGAACCUUGUAUUAUAUGAACAGGUUGUUAAAACAAACGACCGUUUCAAGUUACUAAUGGCAAUAGCAUCAAAAAGAUACUCAGGUAUGUGCACUUCAGAUUAA